AUGUCAAGCAUAACCAACGUCGCCUCAGACGAAAGCCAUGGCACCGCCACCUGGAAGAAGCGAUCCGUCGUCUCGUCCUUUAUUUUCGACUUCGGGCACGGCGCAUCAGACUCUCCGGGGGAGAUAGAUGGCAGCAGUAGCACCAAGAGGCCGCGGGUCGCUCUCUUUCGCCGCAGCGGCAAGGUGUCGACGUACCAACACCACCUGGCGCCGAUCUCCGGGUCCAUCGGCGCGGCCGACGCGUCGCCGCUCGCCGCCGCGUGGCGCGAGCUGGCCGAGGAGACGACGCUGACGGGCGCAGAGCUGGUCCUGCUGCGCCAGGGCAAGAGCUACACCUUCCGCGACGAGUCGGUGCGCCGCGAGUGGACCGUGUUCCCGUUCGCGUUCCGGCUGCGCACGCCCGCCGAUGAGGCCCGCAUAGUCACCGACUGGGAGCAUGAGACCUGGGGAUGGCACAACCCUGCUGUCGUCAUUCGUCUCGCAGAGCGCGGCGCCGGCCCAGCAGAGUCUGGCGAUGACGUGAACGGCGUCCCCCGCCUCGCCGACAGCCUGCGGCGCGUGUGGUUCGAGGCCGACCUCGGCGAUGCUGCGGGACGAGUGCUGGCGACUGGCCUCGACGCGUUGGCGACGGACCACCAGAGCGGCGCGCGGCAGCUGGCCACGGCCGCGCUGCGGACGCUCCGCGACGUCGUCGCCUCGCUCGACUACUCACCGGCGUCGCCGAUGGCUGACCCCGCGUGGUGGUGGGCCCAAGUGCGUAUGGCGGCGUGGCACCUGUGGAAGAACGGCCGCGAGAGCAUGGGUGCGGCCAUCAUGAGCGCGCUGCUGGCUGCACUGGCCGAGAUUGGAGACGCGAUGCACUCCCAACAAGAGCAGCAGCACCAGUCGCGAUUCGUGAUAUCCACUGCAUGGCGUGACUCGGUCGUCGCCCAGCUGGACCGCCGCGUCGCCGCGCGGGCCGAGUCGGCACAGCGCGUGUCGGCGGCGUUUGUGCAGUAUCUCGAGGGGGCAUUCGGCGACAAACUGGCAUCGCGCGAGCCGCUGGCAGUUCUGACGCUGUCUGAGAGCUCGACGAUACGGGCAGGGCUGCGGCACGCGGCGCACGCGGCGGGCUUCGCGCUCGACGUGCGCGUGCUCGAGUCGCGCCCGCUGUUUGAGGGCGUGUCGCUGGCGAGCGCGCUGGCGCAGGACCUUGCCGCUACCACCACCACCACCACUACUGCCGCCGUCGCCGCCGCGCACACCAUCACUCUGUUCUCAGACGCGUCAGCGGCGCUUGCCGCGCAGGGCGUCGACGUGGUCGUCAUUGGCGCAGACCGCAUCGCGUCUUCAGGGGCCGUCAGCAACAAGACGGGCUCGCUUCCUGCCGUGCUGAGCGUAAAGUACGUGAAUGCGGGCAGCGGCGGCAGUUUCUCGGGCCAAGAAGGGGGAGCCAGGGUCGUUGUUCUGGGCGAGACGGACAAGAUUGCGGUCCCCGGGCGGCCCGAGGAGCAUGUCGUUGAGGACAACGACGCCAGCCAGCUCAGCCGCUCGUGGGCAGUCGAGGACAAUAGCGCGCGGGUCAGGGACGCGGCGACAGCACUGCAGAGUCUGCGCACGGAUAGCAGCACAGGGAGCAGGGGGCCCAAGGUCUCGAUCCGGAAUGUUUUCUUCGAGUGGGUGCCGGCUGGCUUGAUCGAUGUCCACAUCACAGAAUCGGGACAGUGGAGUGUGCAAGAUAUUUCAAAGCACUCCGAAAAGCUCCGGGACGAAGAGGGGCGGCUCUUGAGUGGAUUGUAG
Lasiosphaeria miniovina is the source of this 1779-nucleotide messenger RNA. RefSeq lists its product as uncharacterized. The transcript has 2 exons. Gene Ontology annotation, molecular function: S-methyl-5-thioribose-1-phosphate isomerase activity. Lineage: Eukaryota; Fungi; Ascomycota; Sordariomycetes; Sordariales; Lasiosphaeriaceae. The coding region runs from base 1 to 1779 and encodes 592 amino acids. The record is from RefSeq and is a predicted model, not a curated record.